UUAGCGUGAAGUGAAGUCGGCAGGCUGAGGUUGAGUGGCCUGCUCGUGCGGGAGCGGGGUUGGGGUGGUUCGCUGGAGAUCGGGGGUGGUUGGAGCAGAAGGGGGUUGCUGGUUCAGCAUGGAUUCUGAAGAUGCUAUUGCUCCCGAAAAAUUAAUUGAGGAUUUGAAACUCUCAGAAGACCAGAGCAGUCCAGCAUGUAAUACAUAUGUCCCCAGAGUCAUUGAAGAAGGUGUGAGUCAGUUGUCUGACUCAGGUAGAGAAGAUGAUGAUCUCUUCCAUGAUUGUAAUGACUCUUUUGAAUCAGGAGUGGUAGAAGAGAAUCACAACAAUGAGACAGGUUCUUCAGAAAAUGAAGUGGAUCUAGAUGAAAAAGAAUUGCUAGAACUGGAAAAAAACAUGUCAGAGGAAGAAAAAGAGAAAAGGAGAAAUGAAAGCACAAAAUUAAAAGAAGAAGGAAAUAAACAGUUUAAAAAUGGAGAGUAUAAAGAAGCAGAAGACUCAUACGCAAAAGCCCUGCAGGUCUGUCCAGCCUCUUGUAACACAGACAGAUCCAUUUUGUAUUCAAAUAGAGCUGCAGCAAGAAUGAAGCAGGACAAGAAAGAAAUGGCUAUAAGUGAUUGCAGCAAAGCCCUAGAGUUAAACCCAAACUAUAUCAAAGCACUGCUGAGGAGGGCAGAACUGUAUGAAAAAACAGAAAAGCUAGAUGAAGCCUUAGAGGAUUACAAAAACCUGUUGGAAAAAGAUCCAUCGGUAUAUCAAGCAAGGGAAGCUUGCAUGAGACUGCCAAAACAAAUAGAAGAACGUAAUGAAAAACUUAAAGCUGAAAUGUUAGGCAAGCUGAAGGAUCUUGGGAACCUGGUUCUCCGUCCCUUUGGCCUAUCAACAGAGAACUUCCAAGUGAAGCAAGAUUCUUCAACUGGAUCGUAUUCUAUCAACUUUGUUCAAAAUCCAAAUAAUAACAACCGAUAACACGAGCGCAGACUGCAUGUGGCAAAAUGUUGGGCUUUGAAGCUUAAUGGUGAUGUGGUUUCAGCGAAUGCAAAAAGGAUGAGUAAACAUUUAAUGCAUAACACCAUUCUUUAAAAUGAGAGGAUUUGAACUGAGACCCAUGCAUUUAGUGUGUGUGUGUGUGUGAGAUUCUUUCAAAAGAGGUGGGCAGAAGAGGACAGUUACCUGAUCUUUGCAGUGAUGUUUUAUGCACUUUGGGUACUCUACAUCUUCCUUUCGAGGAGGGGUGGGGUUUAGCUUUGCAAAUUAGAAAAAUUUCAGUGCGCGUAAACCUUUAGCCAUAGUACACUCAUUUCAUCAUUUGUGAAAUGUGGAGGUCUUUUUGAAGGAUACAGAAGUGUUUCUCUAUUCAGAGAAUAUACUUUUACCUUAUGGAUAAUAAAUCAUUAAUGGUA
Molecule: messenger RNA, 1404 nt
Organism: Candoia aspera
Lineage: Eukaryota; Metazoa; Chordata; Lepidosauria; Squamata; Candoiidae
Gene: TTC1
Product: tetratricopeptide repeat domain 1
Exons: 8
Coding region: 119-970 (283 amino acids)
Molecular function (GO): protein binding
Source: RefSeq, a predicted model, not a curated record